AUGCCCACAAAGACCGCUCCGAACCCCGUAGAGAAAACCUACGCUCUUCCACCACCCCACCUCUCGUCGAAAACACUCCACAUCGCCGGCAUCCUGACCACAGUCUUCGGGCUCGAUGAACUCGCUCCGAACACAAGGGAGACAGCAUGUCUCUGGCUCCUGCAUCCACGCCUACAGACACAAGCAUGCAUGCAGCCGUUUGCGGCAUGCACAAUUGCGGAUUGGAACGAGCGCAUACGCGAAGGUCGGGCUGGGUCGUCGCAACCGGCCAAGGGGCUGAUAGCCGUGUCGUUCGACCAGAGGAACCAUGGGACCAGAGAGGUGGACGGGCUUGCGAACGAGGCGUGGAGGGCGGGGAACCCGAGACAUGCGCUGGAUAUGUUCUCGCAGAUACACGGCACGGCGGCGGAUACUUCAAUUCUCCUCGACUACCUGGCAGCAUAUAUUUUUCCUGAGAGGGACGGGGUAAAGGUUAGUCAGAAUAUGGUGUUCGGCGUUUCACUGGGUGGUCAUGCAGCCUGGCAGGUGCUUCUCCGGGAACCGCGCAUGACUACUGGCAUCAUUGGCAUUGGCUGCCCGGAUUACAAGAGUUUGAUGAUGGAUCGUGCACGGCUGUCUAAGCUGGCAGACUGGGAUUCGAGUGACCCUUCUAGCUUUUUGGGCAGCAAGAGCUUCCCACGAACGCUGGUGGCAGCAGUAGACAAGCAUGACCCUGCUGGGCUAAUCAUGGGCCAGCUGGAGCGUACCAUCAAUGAUAGCUAUGUGCAUGAGCUGUCAGAAAAUGAGGAAGAAAAGGUUUCGAGAGUGCUCGAUCACACGCUACGCAAUAAGCGGAUAUUGCUCCUGUCUGGCGCAGCUGAUAAAUUAGUGCCUUACAGAUGUGGUCAGUCGUUUCUCAACUUUCUCAAAAGAGCCAUAAGUACGUAUUAUAAGCACGGAGGGCUAGUGUUGGAAGACCUUGUCUUUGACGGCGUGGGCCAUGAAAUCUCACCCAAUAUGUUAAAGGAGUUGAUUCGAUUUGUGGACGAGUCGUUGGGAGCGCAUGUCCAAGACUCAGGAUCGAUAUCCGGAGAGCUUAGAACAAGUAGCAAAAUCUGA
Endocarpon pusillum Z07020 is the source of this 1098-nucleotide messenger RNA. RefSeq lists its product as uncharacterized. The coding region runs from base 1 to 1098 and encodes 365 amino acids. The transcript has a single exon. NCBI's taxonomy places the organism in Eukaryota, Fungi, Ascomycota, Eurotiomycetes, Verrucariales, Verrucariaceae. The record is from RefSeq and is a predicted model, not a curated record.